Messenger RNA from Penicillium subrubescens, 4266 nucleotides. RefSeq names its product Mtc5p. Bases 1 to 4266 code for a protein of 1421 amino acids. The record is from RefSeq and is a predicted model, not a curated record. Gene Ontology annotation, molecular function: protein binding. NCBI's taxonomy places the organism in Eukaryota, Fungi, Ascomycota, Eurotiomycetes, Eurotiales, Aspergillaceae. The transcript has 2 exons.
AUGUCGAGCUCCAUGGAACCCCGACCGCUCACGUCGGCCUUUGAAAGCCCGACCUUUGAUGAGGAUAGCUCAUUUCAUGUGGAACAGCCGGUUGGAUCCAUGUCCAUAUCUCCAUGUGGGCGUGAUGUGGUCCUUGCAUCCAAGGAGGGCCUUCAUGUUAUCGAUCUGGACUCGCCUUACUCCCCACCGAGAUAUCUCCCUCACCAUACGCCAUGGGAGGUCGCCGAUGUGCAGUGGUCACCAUUCGCGUCGCGCGACUAUUGGGUCGUGAGUACUUCCAAUCAGAAAGCGCUGGUGUGGAAUCUGGCCAUGAAGACAUGGCAGAACCCCAUUGAGUAUGUGCUGCAUGCCCACUCAAGAGCAAUUACCGAUAUUAAUUGGUCGGCCUUUCAUCCGGACAUCCUGGCGACUUGUGCUGUUGAUAGUUUCGUGCAUUGCUGGGACCUGCGCACGCCUUCACGACCUGCAAUCUCGUUUUCGGAUUGGUUCACAGGCGCCACUCAAGUCAAAUGGAAUCGACAAGACCCUCAUGUUAUCGCAAGUUCUCACGAUCGGUAUCUCCGAAUCUGGGAUGAUCGUAUGGGUGCCUAUCCAAUCAAAUCCAUUGAAGCCCAUGAUACCAAGAUCUAUGGAGUGGAUUGGAACCGAGUCCGGCGAGGUGCUCUCGCAACAUGCUCGUUGGACAAAACCAUUAAGUUCUGGGACUAUACGACCGAUACAGAGGUGCCGGAGAAGUUGAUCCGCACACCGUUCCCUGUGUGGCGAGCUCGAAAUACGCCCUUUGGAUGGGGUGUGCUUGCCAUGCCACAGAGAGGCAACAGCGACCUUCACCUCUAUAGCCGGCGAGCUGGCGAGGGUAGCAACCCCGAGGACGAUUUGCCUCUGGUGCACAGUUUCCCGGGACACAAAGGCCAGGUAAAGGAGUUCCUGUGGAGGCCACGAGGAGGCGUGGUGGAUGGCAUCGACAAUCGAGAAUUCCAACUUGUCACUUGGGGAACUGAUCGUGAGCUGCGUCUUCAUCGGGUAGAUCCCGAGAUUUUGGGACGUGUCGGAUAUGAGAAAGGGAAGUCGUUUAUUUCAACCCGAAAUGUGACGCGCUUAGGCGCGGUCUACCGAAGUUUCAGGGAUGUCAACUCAGAUCUAGACGUGGAGGAGCUCGAUGCUGCUUCUUCCGUUGGCCCUCAUCAAGCGGUGACCACUCAGUACCCUGGGGGCCCUGGCAUGAACGCUAUUUCAGUACCCCAUGCCCGUGCGUGGAAGCGCAGUAGCCAUGUCGAUACCCGUAUGGGUAUGCAGCCGCGUUCAAAUCUCCGAACCGAAACCAACCCGAUUGCAUGGAUGCGGGGCGUAAAAAUAUCGGGCUGGGAUAUUGAGACCCUAGGAGAUGAGAUCAGUCAUGUGGGCGAAAAGUUCAGCAAGGUUGCAUUCGAAUCGGUUGAUGUGCGACAGAGGAAAAUCUCUAUUUCACUCAACGGUCCCUGGGGCGCGGAAGGUGCAUCUUUAUUUCUCAAGGUUGAUAUCAAGUUCCCCGUCAGCUACCCCAAGACAUCCAUCCCCACUUUCAAUUUUCAGAAGACCGCAGCCGUCACCGACGAGUUAUCUCAGAAACUUACCGCGGAACUGCGAACUAUCGCCGAAACCUACAUGUCGCGGAAACGUGGCUGUCUGGAAGGCGCAGUGCGCUAUCUCCUGGGAGAGAGCAGCCUCGAGGAAAGCAUCGCGUGGAUUUUGGGAGAGACUGGUGAUAACGUGAAAUCACCUAUCAAUGGUGAAUUGGAGGGCGAGUCCAGUGAUGAAGAUGAAGUUGGCAUGACGCAGAGCCAGGAACUAGGCAUGAGUUCAGAGCUGCUUCGACCGGUCAAUGCCAAUGUUAUGGUGCCCGUUGCUAAGGGCUGCGGUGCGUUGUGGGCAAACGACGGUCGUCUGAUAUGUUUCUUUCCGCCCAAAAAGGGUAGAUCCACAGAACUUUUUGAUAACAUCGGAUUUAAAGAGAUGAGUCGAUUGUCCCGGUCAGACAAGGUUUUUGAAGGCUUCGGCCGCCUGCAGACAAGCUCCCCGGGACCGCGCAUGACCGGCACAAUUACAAGCACCGAUGACGGCGCAUCUGAUUACUCGGACGAUUCAUACUCUGAAACUUCCAGCUCAUCCGGUUCAUCUGAUAUUCUCUCAGGCCUACCGGCCCGCUUCCAAGCACCUCAGACCUGGCGCAGUGCCGGUAGUAUCGGUAUUUACAGACCACGGUCGACGGAUAACUCUCAACGAUCUACGGCUGGAGCCACGACAGCAAAACUCCCCGAGGCGCCUCGCAACGUGGUCUCUAUUCAUGAUCUCAGCGAUAUGCUACCAGUUAAGCGCGAACUUGCCAGCCAGUAUCGCAUCUGCGGCAAAGGAACAGAUGUGUGUGCCCACAACGCGGCUGUCGCUCUAGACGCGGGCUGCUACGAACUGGCUCAGAUCUGGGGUCUCAUCAAAUUGAUACUUCAAGUUCGAGGGAAACCACUCUCUACUCUGGGAUCAAGGAUGGGGAUGAAACGAAUCGCACAUGGAAUCCACACUAAGACUCCUGGCCAAGCCUCUGACAAAGGUGGCCUCUACAAAGAUCUUGCGAGCAGUGUUGUUGGGUGGGGAGACCACCCUAUGGGAAGCCACUGGCUCGUGCCUGCUCUCUUUGACCACUUCGAGCGUAUUGGUGAUGUGCAGAUGGUAGCAAUGCUUUCCUGCGUGUUGCUAGAAGCAAACCACGAGGGCCGGCCAGGGAAACCCUCAGAACCUCGUGUCGAGGAACGGGCAUUCUCCCUCGAUUUCUCCUCGGUUGCGUCGACCGUGCAGAACAACAAAUCGCAGGCUGCGACUCCUGCUUCGUCUCUCCCGCGAGAGCCUCAACCAGUGCUUCCCCACACCUCGGCCCGCUCGUCGAGUGAGAUUUGGCGGUUUGAUUCUACUCCUCCUUACUCUACCGGCACUACACCCCCUCUGGGUUCUUCCCGCCCACGAGGUAUUGCUGCAGAUCGCAAGGCCCUCAGCCACAAUGUCUCAAUAGCAGCUUCGCCAGAUCAACAAUCUCAGCCUCGAAGUGGAUCUGGAUUUGGAUCCGUGCUUGCUUCAUCGUUGUCUCGUUCCUUCACCUUCGGGCCUUCAUCGGCAUCGCCGCCCGCAAGUCACCUGGGUAAGAAGAAGCCAAGCCCGGGCCAGAGUCCGGGCGUGGCAACUGUGCCAGUGGCUCCAUCUGAUACUGAAAGUGACCGCCCCUCCAAACCAACUAAGCCGGCAGCUCGAUUCAAAGUCACUCUGAAGAAUCAAAGUGCAUUUGAUGGAGACGAUGCUGCUCCUGACUCCUUGCUCGAUCGUGACAAGGAAUGGCUGUAUCGGUCCUAUCGUGCUGCUUAUGCCGAACUGCUAUCCAUAUGGGGACUCCCUGUCCAACAAAGCGAAGUCAUGAAGAUCGGGGCGGUGGUUGACAAUGCAGAGGAUGACAUGCAUACCAGCCAGUACUGGAGUAACCGCACUUCCAAGACGAUAUCGACCCUCCCUGAGGUGACACCAAAUGAGCCUCCGCCAGGCCAUGAAGGUCUUGAUUUCCAACGUCACUGCGUCGGCUGCGGUCAUGCUCAGCAUGUGUCCAUCUUCGCUCCGCUGCCAGCCCCUAGCACCCCGUCUAAACGCGCUCGUCGGGAACAAACCGCAUCACCUCGAUGCUCUAACUGCAAACCCCGUCAACCUCUCCCUACCCGACUUCCCUGCGUUAUUUGCGGCGAAGUUAAUGACGGAAUGCUGGUGCCGUGUCUCGGCUGUGGCCACGUGAGCUGCUUCUCCUGCCAUCAUCGCUGGUUCCUCCGAGCAAGCGAUUCUUUCGAUGCACCCGAAGACACCAAUGUCCUCCCAACAUGCCCUACGGGCUGUGGCUGCAACUGCUCCGACUACGUCACAGCCGACGUGCCGAUGCCAGCAUGGGACUCUCCCAUGUCACCUGGUACCAAGCCUGUAACCCCCGGCCUCCCCCACCGGAACGUGUCUCAUGAGAAACGGCAUCGCCGCCGUCAGUCUGAACCACCUUCCGGCCCUGACUCGAGCGGUCGCAACACUCCUACCUCGAAGACUGGCGUUGGCCAGCUUCAAGAUGAGCUAGACUUAUGGCAGACAUCUUCACCGUUUGCCUCUCUUGCGCGGGGUAUGGGCGGGGGACUAAGUCAGGGUCUACGGCCGAAGGAUGAUCGGAAGAAGAAUCGGACGGUCGCAAUCGCUGAGCCUCGUGGCAAGGGGAAGUGA